This is a messenger RNA of Laetiporus sulphureus 93-53, 1209 nucleotides long. RefSeq lists its product as uncharacterized. The coding region runs from base 36 to 1010 and encodes 324 amino acids. Lineage: Eukaryota; Fungi; Basidiomycota; Agaricomycetes; Polyporales; Laetiporaceae. The record is from RefSeq and is a predicted model, not a curated record. The transcript has 2 exons.
CGCGGAGUCUGCAACAAUACGUGCUAAAGGCUCCUAUGGAACUGGAUGGCGAAGUAAAUGCAAGCGAUCCAAGUGGCAGCAAGAAUCCAUGGGAUCGUUUCUUGGAGUCGGCCAGAUAUCUCAAGGGCAUACGGCACUCAUUUCCACGUCGUCAGCCUUACCCGAUUCCCAGCGACCAAUUAAACCGUGUGCGGGUGUAUCCUCAUGAAAGCAAUGACGAAGCCAUGUCACGUUCUCAAGAUGAUUGGACAGGCGUAUGGGUUGAUCUUUUGAAGGAGGAUGAGUCCCGCUUGAACACGCCCAACACGGUCCUUCUUGGCUCGUCACAGCGGAACUUCAAGUCGAACCAGAGAGAGGCUAUUCAAGCGUCAUGGCUACCCAUGUCCACAUUCUCCGGGAAAAAUCAGCUUGAAAACGUCCCGCUGUGCCAUCGACAGGAUCUGCGUGUUCGCGAGGCAGAUACUGCUGCAUCUCCGGGGUCUGGCCGAGUGCCGCUGGCGUCGUUAAGCAACGCAUCCAGCUUGCUCCCUCCACGUCCCGCAUCUCAGGCGAAGAAAGUUAAUCACGUCCGAGGAAACACUACAAAGAAGGCAAGGUCAUCUCCGAGGACAUCAAAGGCCCACAGGAACAUCAUAGUACAGCUCCAGCUGAACAAAUCGGCUUCGGCCCGGGCCCCUCAGCGAAAGGAGCGCACUCGAGCUGAUAAGUCUGUCGCUCUGAGGACUUGCCCCUACGCCGGAUGCGAGAGCGCAGGCGACGCGCAUACGAUGUGGUGCCACCUGAAGACGGUCCACUGCGUCGGAGACACAAUGCGGUGUCCUUUUGAGUUCUGCGAUAGCACCUUUAGGGACGCAUCGUCUGUUAGACGUCACGUUAUGACGGUACACUGGAAGGCGCCUGGGAUUUUUGAUGUCUGUGCCAGGUGUGGAAUGGUGCAGCGAACCGACGUGAUGAGUCUCCACGUUCUGCUUUGCAAGGGAGAAGCUGAUCAGGGAAAUGAAUCUUGCUGAUGUGAUGUGCUCUUUUGGAGAAUGGUUUUGCGGUCAUUCCCUCAUCGAUGUCACGCCUUCACAUUCGACACCGCCUUGAAGGGCUGUAUCCUGGCCAGUGUACGUGCUCGACCCACGGUACCUUGUCUGAAAAAGUUGCGCUUGAUUUUGUAGUAAUAAUCAGUAUCUCGAUUCGAUUAUUAGAGAGCACGCUUUCCUG